AUGCUGUUAUGUUUCCUACACUUCAUCACACUUGUUCUGGCAAAUGACAUAAUAUUGGUGGAGCGAGAUUGUAAGGUAAAGCCCAACGAUGUGUGCGCCAAUGAAUGUAGAAAGUGUGUGUCUGCUACAAAAGAGAAUCUUCCCGGGCUCGUGUCCCAGUUAAAAUUAAGAAAUAUUUCACAAGCAGCUGUGUGCGGGUACAACGGUAUACCAGGCAAUUUCGUGGUAAAAAAGGAUGGGAAUGUCGAAUGCUACGGUGAUGAUGACGAUGAUAUUCACUAUGUCUUUUGCUACGCGGAUUACAAACCGCCCGUGUGCAGGACUAAAGAAUGUGAACCAGUUUCGUGUUGUUCAUCCUCAGGUAAGCUCUCCCCGUGUUGGCCCCCAUCAUUUAAUUCGUCAUCGUGCUGGAAACCACCGUUCAGGCCGUCAUCGUGCUGUAAACCACCAUUCAGGCCGUCAUCGUGCUGGCAACCACCAUUCAGGCCGUCAUCGUGCUGGCAACCACCGUUCAGGCCGUCAUCGUGCUCUUCAUUCUCUUCCUGUUCAAAAUUAUGGCGACCCGAUCAUCACAGGCCACAAUGUCCAACAUUCCGAUUCCGAAAAUGCUGUGUUGAUCAGUGUGGACGCGUAACCAAAAGAAUUUCUGGGUGCAUUUCGUGUUACAAGCCUAGGAGACACCACGGAUACGACUAUGACCACGAUUAUGAUUAA
This is a messenger RNA of Vavraia culicis subsp. floridensis, 714 nucleotides long. RefSeq lists its product as uncharacterized. NCBI's taxonomy places the organism in Eukaryota, Fungi, Microsporidia, Pleistophoridae. The record is from RefSeq and is a predicted model, not a curated record. The coding region runs from base 1 to 714 and encodes 237 amino acids. The transcript has a single exon.